CUGUGUUAUUCUGUAUUCAGAGACAUGAAGAACAAAUUCAGCUGCAAACAACAAACCAGUUCAGAUCUGUGGUGAUGGCCUGCUGCUGAUUGCUGGCCUCCAGGCAUGUAAGGUACUCUGGGCUCGAGGUGGCUGGAUAAAAGAUGACUUUACUGGCUGGUGAUGGCUCCGACUAUGAUUACAGUGCCUUGAGCUGCGUCUCCGACACAUCCCUGAACCCGCCACCUAUCCAUGAGUGUGAGACCCUUAAGGGUGUUUACUACAAACGUGCCCGCUGUCUUGCAAAGGAUCCUCACCCUGAUGGCAUUCUCUCACCUGCUGUCCAGCGCUUAAAUGCCAUCAUCAAUGUUGGUGGCCUUCGCUACCAGUUGCCAUGGAGCACGCUGGAAGACUUCCCAAUGUCGCGCUUGGGCCGCCUGAGGUUGUGCUCCAGCUUCGAUGAGAUAAUGUGUGUGUGCGAUGACUACGAUGUCGUACGCAAUGAGUUUUUCUUCGACCGCAGCCCGUGUGCCUUCCGCUCCAUUCUGACGUUCCUGCAGGCCGGCAAGCUGCGAGCAUUGAGAGAUACGUGUGUCCUGUCCUUUCAAGAAGAACUGCUCUACUGGGGCGUUCCUGAGGAAAAGCUGGAGUGGUGCUGCCGAAGGCGCCUGAUACAGCGCGUUGAGGAGCGUGACGAGCUUGAGAGAGAGGCCGAAGAGGACGAGGAGGAUGAGGAUGACGGGAGCGUUGGAGGAGGAAGGGAAGGAAAACUGGACAAAGAAUCUCGAAUGGGACACUGCAUGGCUAAACUAAGGGACAUGGUGGAGAGGCCACACUCAGGACUGCCUGGAAAGAUCUUUGCUUGUCUGUCGGUGCUCUUUGUCACAAUCACAGCUGUCAAUUUGUCCAUAAGCACCAUGCCUGCCAUGAGGGAAGAGGAAGAGGCUGGCAAGUGCUCCCAGAUGUGCUACAACAUCUUCAUCGUGGAGACAGUGUGUGUGGCAUGGUUUUCACUGGAGUUCACACUGCGCUUCAUUCAGGAUCGCAGUAAGCUGGCCUUCCUCCGACGCCCGCUCAAUCUGAUCGACGUGGUGGCUAUCUUGCCCUACUACAUCACCCUGGCUGUAGAUGGCACCUCUUCAGGCUCCGGUAAUAGUUAUCUGGACAAAGUAGGGCUUGUCCUUCGCAUCCUGCGUGCCCUGCGCAUCCUCUACGUGAUGCGCCUAGCCAGGCAUUCACUCGGACUCCAGACGCUGGGACUCACGGCACGCCGGUGCACGCGCGAGUUCGGCCUGCUGCUGCUUUUUCUGUGUGUAGCCAUCGCGCUCUUCUCUCCACUCCUGUACCUUAUUGAGAACGAGGUGGCUUCCACAAAGGAGUUCAGCAGCAUUCCAGCGACAUACUGGUGGGCUGUGAUCACCAUGACUACUGUGGGCUAUGGUGACAUGGUGCCUCGCAGCAUCCCAGGCCAGGUGGUGGCGCUCAGCAGCAUACUGAGCGGAAUCCUGCUCAUGGCUUUCCCGGUGACAUCCAUCUUCCACACGUUCUCACGUUCUUAUGUGGAGCUGAAGCAGGAGCAGCAGCGUCUGUUGCAGAGAAGGGCUCACUUUUUAUUGCGAGGUCGCAUGGCGGGCCUGGGCAGCAAUGCCUCGCUUGAGAGCGACAUACUCUUCCCCAGUGCUUCGUCCGAUCUAGGAGAACACGAUGACUGA
Messenger RNA from Trichomycterus rosablanca, 1691 nucleotides. RefSeq names its product potassium voltage-gated channel, subfamily G, member 1 (gene kcng1). Gene Ontology annotation, cellular component: membrane; voltage-gated potassium channel complex. Lineage: Eukaryota; Metazoa; Chordata; Actinopteri; Siluriformes; Trichomycteridae. The transcript is spliced from 3 exons. The record is from RefSeq and is a predicted model, not a curated record. Bases 144 to 1691 code for a protein of 515 amino acids. Gene Ontology annotation, molecular function: delayed rectifier potassium channel activity. Gene Ontology annotation, biological process: regulation of delayed rectifier potassium channel activity; potassium ion transmembrane transport; protein homooligomerization.